UAUAUGCGUGCACACCAUAGCGGAAGCUCCCAGCUGGUGUUUUUAGAUUGUGCAGAUAUGAUAUGAAAACACAGACCGCAGGGAGGUGUCACAGAAGAGAGGACGCACAAUUCAAAUCGUAUGCAGAAAAACAACAGAGCACAGAAGCUCCUCAGAAACAAAUUGAUUGUCUGCAAGUAGUGAAGAGCACAAAUGCUGUCCAAUGCAGGUGCCAGUGAUAAAAGCCAGCAGGCUCCCCUGAUUCCACUGGACACUCUCCGGUCCCUGUCCACAGGUACACUGACGCUUCAUGAGCCACUGAAUUACCGUGCAGGAAAACGAGUCCAGCCAGUGGUGGAGGCAGGAGAGAAGAUAAAAGCUUAUGAACCUGCUACUGGACGUGUGAUCUGUGAAUUCACAAGCUCUGGACAACAGGAAGUGGAUCUAGCCAUCCAGAGUGCUAAGGAAGCCUUUCUGAAAUGGAGAACAUUGUCAGGGAUACAGCGGAGUCGUAUUAUGCUGGAUGCGGCACAGAUUAUAAGGAGUCAAAGGGAUGAGUUGGCACGUUUGGAGUCGAUUAAUAAUGGAAAGCCCUUCUAUGAAGCACAGAUGGAUAUUGAUAUAUCAUGUGAAUGCAUUGAAUAUUACGCUGGUAUGGCUCCUACACUGGCAGGUCAACAUAUUCAGCUUCCAGGUGGGUCAUUUGCCUAUACUAUAAGAGAGCCACUCGGUGUCUGUGUGGGAAUUGGAGCCUGGAAUUAUCCUUUCAUGCUGGCCUGUUGGAAGUGUGCUCCUGCAUUGGCUUGUGGUAAUGCUAUGGUAUUCAAGCCUUCUCCCUUUACGCCAGUAUCAGCAGUCCUACUGGCAGAGAUCUUCACCCAAGCUGGGGCUCCAAAGGGGCUCUUCAAUGUUGUGCAGGGUGGUGCAACAACUGGCGAGUUCUUGUGUAAAAAUCCUGAUAUAGCAAAGAUCUCCUUUACUGGAAGUGUUCCUACAGGAAUCAAGGUUAUGGGAAUGGCUGCACAAAGGAUAAAGCCUGUCACUUUGGAGCUAGGAGGCAAAUCUCCUCUUAUCAUCUUCUCAGAUUGUGAUCUAAGUAAUGCAGUUAAAGGGGCACUUCUGGCAAACUUCCUUAAUCAAGGAGAGGUGUGCUGUAAUGGAACAAGGGUGUUUGUACAAAGAGAUAUUAUGGAUAAGUUUGUGGAAGAGGUGUUGAAAGUCACAAAGACCAUUGAAAUGGGAGACCCUCUUCUGGAAACUACGAGGAUGGGUGGUCUAAUUAACCGACCACACCUGGAAAAAGUGCUUGGCUUUGUUAAAAAGGCAAAAGAAGAGGGAGCAACAGUCCUUUGUGGUGGAGAACCAUAUGUCCCUAAAGAUCCCAAGUUGAAGGAAGGCUUCUUCAUGAAACCAUGCAUUCUAGUGAAUUGUAGGGAUGAUAUGACAUGUGUUAAGGAAGAAAUCUUUGGUCCCGUAAUGUCUGUUUUGCCAUUUGAUACUGAAGAAGAGGUCUUAAAGAGGGCUAAUAACACAACAUAUGGAUUAGCAUCCGGUGUCUUCACUAGAGACGUAGCUCGUGCUCACAGGGUAGCAGCAGCACUUGAAGCAGGAACUUGCUUUAUUAAUACCUAUAAUGCAAGCCCAACCGAAUUACCAUUUGGAGGCUACAAAAUGUCAGGCAUUGGAAGAGAAAACGGACAAGUCACAAUUGAAUAUUAUACACAACUUAAAACAGUUUAUGUUGAGAUGGGAGAUGUGCAAAGCCCAUUUUAGCUACCAUGCAGAUCAGUAAUGUUUUAAAUAUCUGUUGGAAAAGAAAAUUCAUAUUGUUUGGAAUGAAUAAUAAACUGAUAUUGUACACUC
Molecule: messenger RNA, 1842 nt
Organism: Protopterus annectens (West African lungfish)
Lineage: Eukaryota; Metazoa; Chordata; Ceratodontiformes; Protopteridae
Product: 4-trimethylaminobutyraldehyde dehydrogenase-like
Exons: 12
Coding region: 193-1752 (519 amino acids)
Molecular function (GO): 4-trimethylammoniobutyraldehyde dehydrogenase (NAD+) activity; aminobutyraldehyde dehydrogenase (NAD+) activity
Source: RefSeq, a predicted model, not a curated record